Messenger RNA from Exophiala spinifera, 1161 nucleotides. RefSeq lists its product as uncharacterized. The record is from RefSeq and is a predicted model, not a curated record. Gene Ontology annotation, cellular component: cytoplasm; transcription elongation factor complex; elongator holoenzyme complex. The transcript is spliced from 2 exons. The coding region runs from base 1 to 1161 and encodes 386 amino acids. Gene Ontology annotation, biological process: tRNA wobble uridine modification. NCBI's taxonomy places the organism in Eukaryota, Fungi, Ascomycota, Eurotiomycetes, Chaetothyriales, Herpotrichiellaceae.
AUGUCCUUCCGCAAGCGCAAUGUUGGCCUCUCAGGCUCGUCGCGCUUAGAAAGUACACCGUCAUCUCCGGAGAAAAAGGCUCAACUGUCUGGGACUCGCCCUUCACCGGCUGAUGGACGAUUGACGACUUCGACUGGCACUGCCAGCCUUGACUCGCUUCUUGCCGGGCAUUCUGCCUUGGCUCUGGGAAGCUCAGUGCUCAUCGAAGAGAAUGGCACCACUGACUACGCCGGCGCACUGCUACGGUUCUUUGCCGCAGAAGGCUUACUCCAAGGCCACCAUGUACAUGUCGUUGGCAUGCCCGAGAGCUGGGGACGAGAACUCCCCGGGGCCGUCUCGCAGACAGCGGAUAAGAAAGAGAAACAAGUUGAGAAUGCGGAAAAGAUGAAGAUUGCAUGGAGAUAUGAGAGUUUGGGACAGUUCGGAGCCAGCACAAAUGCAAGAGAACGCUCGCAAAUAUCGACUACUUCCAGAGGUCAAGGAGAUGAACCUGCCCCUCUAUCGUUCUGUCACACUUUCGAUCUGACAAAGAGACUCAUUCACCCAGCUUCCUCGAAGUUGGACUUUCCGCACCUAGGACUUAACCCAACCCAGUCGCCCUUUGCCCCGGUGUUGAAACAGCUCAGCAAUACCAUUACAAGCUCUGCAGCUAAUACCGUCCACCGUAUCGUUAUUCCCUCAAUGCUCUCUCCUGCGAUAUACCCGCAACACUCCAGUCAGCCCGAGUAUGUCCUGCAUUUUCUGCACGGACUUCGUGCCCUCUUCGCUGAGUUUCCAAAUCGAACGAUUGCCAUGAUGUCACUCCCUUUAUCCCUCUAUCCUCGAUCGUCGGGAGUGGUAAGAUGGAUAGAGCUGUUGAAUGAUGGCGUCUUCGAGCUUUCUCCUUUUCCUCACUCUGCUGAUGCCGACGCACCCGUUUCUCGUGGCCCAUCAGGGACCGCAGAAGAGCCACCCCAAGGGUUGUUGCAGGUUCAUCGAUUACCGAUGCUACAUGAUCGAGGCAGUGGUAGCGUACCUUCUGAGAACGACUGGACGUUCACUCUAAGCAGGAGGAAAUUCACCAUCAAGCCGUUCAAUCUCCCUCCGAUCGAGGGUGAUACAGAAGCUCAGCAUCCCUCUACAGCGGAGCAGAAGGGUAAGAAGGCCGAGGUCGAAUUUUGA